CCCCACACUGCAUUUUUCAUUUGCCUUGACCAUGCACACUAUCAUCGCAUCAUCGACACUCAACUGUCGCACGUGGACCCCCAAGUGCGGCGUACACGUUCCGGCUGAGCUCAUUCCUGAAGCCAUGGAGUUCGAACAGAACUGGCUCAAGUUCGGAAUUGUCAAAUCGGCCCUGUACGACGCUCGGAUGGCGUCCUACGAAGCGGAAUGGGGAGGAGCGGUCAACAGUCUACCCAUCAUAGACAGCUCCGCUAUGUCGACCUCUUGCUUCCCACAUGUCGACAACGCUGUCUUUCGUGCGGUGUCGACCAUGGAGGACAUGUCCCACCUCAGUGCUGCCUCGUACGACAACGUCACGUACAUUUCUCCGGUGGACAACCAGCCAUUGUCUAGCUCCCUGGACGACGAAGACGACGACCUCGUCCUCACGCCUCCUAUGAUUUCAACUGCAUUUUCAUCGCAUUUUGCCAUUGCCAACACGGGAUUAAGUUGUGCCAUGGGCAUCCUCUGCGUCUCUCCGAAUGGCGGGCGACCAAAGGCCAAGGCAAAAUCUUCCAAACGUCUCCCAGUUUCUUCUGGACGAACAACGCGAUCAUCCCAUGACACACCCGCACCUUUAGCCAAGAAGAAGUCGUCGGCGCCGUCGAAACGAAAGGCGGUGGACGAACUUCGCCGUCCGUAGACUGGUCCUUAUCCAUUCCGAUCUGUGCUUUUAAUUUAAAUUAUCCUUGUUGUAACGCCACUGUAACUGCCACAACCGCGCCCAUGGCGACCCCAUCCAUGGCCGACCCUUCGUCCGUGGAACCGAGUAAAGCAAAACCAAAGUUGUUCUUUCAACUUUCGCGCGCCCAGCAGCGCAAACUAGGCAAGGCGGCGCCAGUGCUGCGGCAGCUCGAAGGCGAUAACCUCUCGGAUAAGCUGGUCACUUAUCGCAAAACCAUUCGCUUCCAUGUCAAAGCCAGCCAUGACGACGCUGUGCAGAUGGUGCAAGACGUCCAUAGAGGAUUGCAGGAUCCCAAUGCUCGAGAUGAAAACGGGCGGAAUGGGUUGCAUUUUGCUUGCCAUGAGGGCGCAAACGGCGCCGUGUUGGCCUUGAUCAAGGAAGACUGCUCCGUGGACGAGCCGGACAUGGACAUGCGGUGGACGCCGAUCCAUUACGCUGUCAUGGGCAAACGCAAGCACAUCGUGGCCUUGUUGCUCAAGUACGCGCCUACUCCGUACGUGACUGUGAAUCGACGAGAUAAAAUAGGCACAACGCCGUUGAUGCUGGCGGCGGGCGAAGGGUACCCCAGCAUUGUGCGGCUACUCUUGGACAACGGAGCCGACAUUGACGACCGCGAUAACGAAGGCAUGACAGCAUUGCAUUAUGCGGCGUUGACAGAUCAAGUGCGGGCCGCCGAGACAUUGCUCGAGUACAGAUGCAACACCGAGAUCAAGACAAAGUCGUCGAGCGAAACGGCGUUGGAGCUAGCGGAGCGCAUCCACUCACAUCUAGUGUCCAUUGCCCUCUUUGAAUGUUAAAAGGUGUCUUGAUGUUCGAUGCGCACUUAAAGCCUCCGGACGUUUGCCGCGCUUAUCCGGAUAGCGGAUAAAGUACGUACUAAUUUGAGAAUAAAGCGGCCGUGUGAC
Messenger RNA from Aphanomyces astaci, 1629 nucleotides. RefSeq lists its product as hypothetical. Lineage: Eukaryota; Oomycota; Saprolegniomycetes; Saprolegniales; Verrucalvaceae. Gene Ontology annotation, molecular function: protein binding. The transcript is spliced from 9 exons. The record is from RefSeq and is a predicted model, not a curated record. The coding region runs from base 766 to 1521 and encodes 251 amino acids.